AUGAGUUCAACAAAUGGAACAGCAAAUCCAUUUGCACCCGAUACAACAGGCGCACAAGCAGGGCUUUAUAAAGGCAUCGGCGUUUCACUCGCUGUAGCAAGCGGCGUGUUCAUUGGAAGCAGUUUUGUAUUUAAAAAGAAAGGUCUGCUGCAGUCCAUUGAGAAAUCAGGAGGUGUUGCUGGUGAAGGAUACACUUACUUGAAAUCAGCAAUGUGGUGGUCUGGCAUGAUCCUCAUGAUUGUUGGCGAGCUCUGCAACUUUAUAGCGUACGCUUUUACCCAAGCCAUCUUGGUAACACCACUAGGCGCCCUCAGUGUGGUGAUAAGUGCGGUUCUUUCAUCCAUCUUUUUGAAAGAGCGCCUUAGUUUUCAGGGCAAAAUAGGCUGUCUUCAGUGUAUAUUAGGAGCCAUUGUAAUUGUCUUGCAUGCUCCCGAACAGAGUUCAGCAGAUACAACUAUUGAAACAUUUAAAAAACUCGUCUUAUCGGUUGGAUUCUUGGUGUACGGCGGUAUUGCAAUUGCCAUUUCCUUGAUUUUGGUCUUUUAUUGUGGCCCAAGAUGGGGCAAAAAGAACAUGCUGGUGUAUAUAUCUGUAUGCUCCUUAAUUGGGUCCAUCUCUGUGGUGUUUACGCAAGGCCUAGGCUCUGCCAUAGUUCAUUCCAUCACGCAAGAGAACCAGUUUACGAAUUGGUUCAUCUAUGUCGUCUUGGGUAUUGUGAUUGUUACGCUAGUGAUUGAAAUAGUCUAUCUGAAUAAGGCACUCAACCUGUUCAACACUGCCUUGGUCACGCCUACUUAUUAUGUGAUCUUCACUACCAUGACUAUUGUCAGCUCCAUUGUGCUCUACCGAGGCUUUGAUGCAUCUCCUGUUGAUGUGGCCACUUGCGUACUUGGCUUCCUCAGCAUUUGCUCCGGCGUGGCACUUUUACACAACUCCAAAAGCCAGCCGUCUGCCUUGGUAGACGAGGCUGAAAAGCUGCAGGACGACGAUGAAAAGAUAUUGCUAGAAGAUCGCCAUCUUCAACACGAACAACAACCCGAACAGCAACAGCCCGUCGUUCGUAGACGCAGCAUGUUCCAAAUGUUUGAAAACAAGAGCGACGCAGAUCUAAACAAACAGGCAGAUCAUCAUGGAGCACACAAUCCAAGUGCUGCUGAUCUAUUCCCUGCCCCAUUUUCAGGUAUCAGUCGCUAUGCCAGCACGACAAAACGCAGCCAGUCUAUCAUCACAAAGCAUCGAUUACAAUCAGCUACCGACAACAGCAUACCACCGCAUAGCUCUAUUGAGCAAUCCAAAUCAAGACCUCAUUCCAACACCAUCUCCAUUGGAAACACUGUGGUCGGUGAGGAGGGAUACAAUCGAGAGAUGCGAUGGCGAGAUCAUCCAACACACGAUAUUACUACACAGCCACACGAGAAUAGCAGCAGCCCACCUACCACGCAAGAGGCGUCCAUCGUGGACACAGUGGGCGCACAACCAUCUACUACAAACAAUACGUUCGCAUCUGUAUUCAAGCGUAAGCACACUGCAUCUUUUUCAUCGCCAACAACAACACAUCGAGCACAAAACGAACUGGAUCCUUUGAGCAGCUAUCGCAUGCAAAUCCAUGGUGGAGAAUCAGAGGAUAGAAGAGGAUUAGUUGACGCCAGUUGGGAUGAUAAAUCGCCAUGA
Molecule: messenger RNA, 1671 nt
Organism: Mucor velutinosus
Lineage: Eukaryota; Fungi; Mucoromycota; Mucoromycetes; Mucorales; Mucoraceae
Exons: 6
Coding region: 1-1671 (556 amino acids)
Biological process (GO): magnesium ion transport
Cellular component (GO): membrane
Molecular function (GO): magnesium ion transmembrane transporter activity
Source: RefSeq, a predicted model, not a curated record